Westerdykella ornata is the source of this 2817-nucleotide messenger RNA. Its product is annotated as DUF1620-domain-containing protein. The transcript is spliced from 2 exons. Gene Ontology annotation, molecular function: protein binding. Lineage: Eukaryota; Fungi; Ascomycota; Dothideomycetes; Pleosporales; Sporormiaceae. Gene Ontology annotation, cellular component: EMC complex. The coding region runs from base 1 to 2817 and encodes 938 amino acids. The record is from RefSeq and is a predicted model, not a curated record. Gene Ontology annotation, biological process: protein folding in endoplasmic reticulum.
AUGCGUCUUCAUGCUGCCGGAUUCGCCCUUGCAGCAUGCCUGGUGCCCGCUGCCGCCGUCGACGAGGACGACGCAUAUCACAUUGACUUCCAUCAUGCCCUGAUAGGCUUUCCGAAACACGCCUCCACUUUCUUCCAGAAGCCCUAUGCAACCUCAAAGGCCUCGCUCCUCUACACCCUCUCCGACGACAACAUCAUCGCCGCCCUAAACCCGAAAGAUGGAGCAUUGGUGUGGCGCCAGGCACCGCCUGCAGACGCAUCCGCGAAGAGCACCCUGAGGGCAGGCGAGGACCAGGACACGCUCGUCAGUGCCCUUGGGGACCGCAUCACGGCAUGGAGCGCGGCCGACGGAAGGGUCGUUUGGGAGAACAGGGUCCAUGGCGCCACUGUCGAAGACUUGGAGAUUCUCGAACAAGAGGAUGGCAUCACAGAUACCGAAGCAAAGGACUCGAUUGUUCUGCUGAGCGGAGCCACGCCGAGCGUGCAGAGGGUCGAUGGCAAGACGGGGCGUGUCAAGUGGACAUAUCAGGAUACCAGCGGCGAUACGCCUUUCCAAGUCUCGUCCUCGCCCACCACCAUCUUCUACAUUUCCCUGCAUACGCCCAUGCUUGGGGGAUGGACCAAACUCAGGAUCACGUCCCUCAGCCCCAUAACAGGAAAGAUGACUGAUCACUACACCCUCAACUCUGAAAUAUCAUCCCGCGAGGAUAUGGUGUUCGCCGGAGCCAACACCGCGGCCCCUCUGCUAGCAUGGACGGACAAGACCAAUAAGGUGCUGAGAGUGAACAUCAUUGGGACCAAGGCUGUCUCAACCUUCACCAUUCCGUCCAAAGACCCUGUGGAACGCGUUGUCCUGCAUGCCCCCAACCGCGUCAACUCCCUCCCGCAUUUCCUGCUCGAAUACCAAACGGCCCAUGGGCACUCGGCCGAGGUGUUCCAUGUCGAUCUGAUGAAGAAUACCAUCUCCAAGGCCUACGACCUGCCCCAUCUGUCCGGACGCGGUGUGUUCGCCACGAGCACCUCGGAUGCCAAUGUGUACUUCACAAGAAUCACCGCAGACCAAAUCACUCUGGUAUCCUCUGCCUCGCAUGGCGUCCUGGGCCGCUGGCCUGUUAAGGACUCCCCUGCGUUGGCUGGCGCCUACCCAGUUCACGGUGUUGCUGAAGUCGCCGUGAAGUCCCAGACCGCAUCGGCUGUACGAUGUGCCAUUCUGUUCUCCAACGGCGAGUUUGCCCUUGUUCGAAAUGGCGAGAUUGUAUGGACGCGCCCAGAGUUCCUAUCCCACGCUGUUUCGGCUGGGUGGGCUGAACUUCCAGAAGAGGAGGCGCUUGCACAUGAGCUCGAAGUGGAGGGUCACCAAAGCAUUCUUGCAGCGUACAUCCACAGAGUCAAGAGGCACGUCCGGGAUCUGGAGCAUUUGCCUGCCUGGCUACAGGCUCUUCCAAAGCGUGUAUUAGGCAGUUUCAGCUCAAAGGCCGAAGACGCCACCAUGGAUGAAAUCCAGCAUGAUACCUUUGGGUUCCAUAAACUUGUCGUCGUGGCUACCAAGGAGGGCAGACUUGCCGCCCUGGAUGUUGGUGCUAAAGGCAAGCUGAUGUGGAGCACGGAUCUGGCUCACUUUGCGCCUGGAACCACCUUCCACGGCCCUUCACUCAAACCCGACCGCGGCUACAUUGAGGUCACAGACGAAGGCUUCGAUGGCACUCUGUACAUCAAUGCUACAACCGGAAACCUCAUCUCCUCUGAACACAUUCAAAUCCACCUCCCCGUCAAUGCCCAAGGCGAGAAGCUGGUCGUCUUCGACCUGGUGGAUGGUGAACUCCGAGGCUUUCUCGGCCUGGAACCUUCCUCCGAACCCGUCUGGACCUUUGCACCGCCCAAAGGCGAACGCAUCGUAAGCUACACGGCGCGCUCGACCUCCGACCCCAUCGCCUCCAUCGGUACCGUCCUUGGGGACCGCCGUGUCCUUUACAAAUACCUAAACCCCAACCUCGUCCUCGUUACCGCCGUCGCCGACUCAACGCACCGCGCCUCCCUCUAUCUCCUCGAUUCCGCCUCGGGAGAUCUCCUGUAUUCUGUUUCUCAUGAUGGCAUCGAUACCACACGUCCUAUCCCCUCUGUGAUCUCCGAAAACUGGCUUUCGUACAGUCUCACCUUAGAUGCGACCUCCAGCCCCGAGUCACGCGGGUACCUCCUGAUCGUGGCCGACCUCUUCGAGUCUUCUCUCCCAGAUGACCGUGGCCCGCUCGGCGCCUCGCCCAACGCAUCUACCAUCCAGCCCUCCUCCCCGUCGGCAGGCGAAGCAGCGAAACCGCACGUUGUGAGCCAAACCUGGCACGUCCCAGAGGAGAUAUCGCACAUGGCCGUCACGCGGACGAAGCAGGGCAUCACGACGAGAGACCUGCUGGUCACGCUGCCGAAUUCGAAUUCAAUUGUUGCGAUCCCGAGACCGGUGAUUGAUCCCCGGCGACCGGUCGGUAGGGACCCAAAUGCCAACGAGGCAGCGGAGGGAUUGGCGAAGUACACGCCGUUCAUCCCGUUGGACCCGAAGUGGGUUCUCAACCACAAGUACGAGCUCUUCCACAUCAAAGGGGUUAUCACUUCGGCGAGUAAUCUGGAAUCCACGAGCCUGGUCUUUGCGUACGGGGGCGAUGUGUUUGGGACGAGGGUCGCGCCCAGUGGGGUGUUUGACCGGCUGGGCAAGGGCUUCAACAAGGUGCAGAUGGUGGGUACGGUAGCGGCAUUGGCGCUGGGCGUGUUGGUGGUGAGGCCGAUAGUGGGGAAGAAGGGGGUGGAUGCGCUGUGGAGGGGGAGUUAG